CCAGGUGCCAAGCAGGGCACAAACAUGUUCCGGUAUUAUCUGUAUAUUGCUUGUGUUACUGUCUGGUAGCUGUGGGUGGUGAGGUGAUUUGCAUUCAUAUCAGUGUUUAUAUCAGCCACAGUGUACAAUACCUUUCUGUAGAGACGCUCACUUACUCCUCAUCCAGGGAACUCCGUGCAUGACCAGAGAUCCAGCACAAGAGAUGGUACUAAUGAAGGCGAGGACAGGGACAGGCUUGUAUUCACUUGCGUGCCUUCUCAUGAUCAGUAGUGUCUGUUCUACCUGUGUUCCCUUUAUGUGUCUAAGGUGCAACUUAACCCACUCACCUGGAAUAUCUGCCACGGGAUUACUAGACAAGGCCAUGUGUGACACCCUGUGCUCAGACACUCACCAAUGCUUCAAUGCUACUGUUCAACAGCAGUGCUCAAAAGAUUUUAAAGUGCUACUGAACACCAGUUCUGGGUUCAAAGUGGUGGAGGGUGCUGACCUCAUCAUUGAGUGUGCCCAUAACCUGCCGGUGGAACCAAAAAUCCCGCUGGUGUUUGUCUGGCUGAUGGAUGGCGUCUCCCUGACGGGCGAGAACAGUAGCCAGCUCACCGUGAAGAAGGUCGGCAUAGCUACCUCUGGCAAGAAUAAAUACGCCUGCACCAUCCAGAGUCCCUGUGGCAACUUCACCUCAGAUCCAAAGGAGAUUGAAUUUGAAGACACGACGCUGUUGGUCAUAGUGAUCUGUGGUGUGUCUGCUGUGGUGCUGAUCCUGGCCAUGGGUAUAGGCAUGAAGAUCAUGCUGAAGAAGGAAUUUGCAAAGACCAAGAACAGGAGGCAGCAGAAUGCUCAGAACCUACAGAGAACUACCACAACAGAGUAGUGUUUCAUUUUCUGCAAAUUCCACCAAAUGUCCUUCAUGCGAAAAUGGCAAAAAUCUGACAUGAUUACACUGUGAAUGGAGAAAUAUGUAGCUAACAAUUUAUAGUUGUAUUUGCUGCAAUUUAAUCAACAUAACACUGACGUUGAGAUAAUUUUAUGAUGGAAGAGCCACAGAUGCAUAUGUUAAUCCUCUGGCAGUGACACACAGCUAGUUUGGAGAUUUGUCCCAAUAAAUAAUAUGCCAAAUUCAUGAUAUUUAAUAAUAAACAUUUACAUGUG
Salmo salar (Atlantic salmon) is the source of this 1146-nucleotide messenger RNA. RefSeq lists its product as uncharacterized. The record is from RefSeq and is a predicted model, not a curated record. Lineage: Eukaryota; Metazoa; Chordata; Actinopteri; Salmoniformes; Salmonidae.